AUGCAGCUUCAACACAUCUCCAAUCAACCCGCUGUUGGGGCCCCAUUCUUCACUCCAGCUCAGAAUCCCGUAGCUGGAACUGCUCUGAAUCCACAACCCGAUGAUAAACCGAUUCCGAAGCUUUUCACUCCCCUCAAAAUUCGUGAUGUCACGUUUCAAAACCGGCUCUUCCUCUCACCACUCUGUCAAUAUUCGGCUGAAGACGGGCACGUUACACCUUGGCAUUUAGCUCAUCUUGGCGGGAUCAUCUCCCGCGGUCCUGGUCUCAGCUUUGUCGAAGCCACUGCCGUCACUUCCAACGGUCGGAUUACACCGGAAGAUGUUGGUAUCUGGGACGAUUCCCACAUUGCAGGACUCAAGGAAAUAGUCGAUUUUGCCCAUUCCCAAGGUCAAAAGAUCGGUAUCCAGCUCGCUCACGCCGGCCGAAAGGCAUCCACAGUUGCGCCUUGGCUUGAAACCAACUAUCCGGCAACCAUAUUAGUUGGUGGACACAAUAACGCUGUCGGGCCAUCUACCAUUCCCUACGACGAAAUCAACCAAUUUCCCAAAGCGCUCUCCAAGUCUGAGAUAACUGAGAUUGUCAUUUCUUGGGCACAAGCUGCUAAACGUGCAGUUCGCGCUGGAUUUGAUGUCAUCGAAAUUCAUGGCGCGCAUGGAUUCCUGCUUCACUCUUUCAACAGUCCGGUAUCCAAUGCACGUACGGAUGAGUACGGAGUGAGCUUUGAAAACCGUACGCGGUUUUUGGUAGAGGUCAUCGAUGCAGUCAGAGCAGUGAUACCUCGAGGAAUGCCCUUGUUCGUGAGGGUCUCUGCCUCAGAUCGUAUGGAAGAGCUUAGAUCUGUGCCCAGUUGGGGGUUGGAAGAUACUAUAAAACUUGCUCCCAUCCUGUCCGCACAUGGUACCGAUCUUCUGGAUGUUUCCUCCGCGGGAUUGUCAAUGAAGCAAAGCCUUGUCGACACUAGCGCCCACCAAAAAUUCUCCAAAGCAAUCAAGCAAGCUCUUGCCGAUUUGGGGGUUCCCAUGCUGGUCGGUACUGUCGGUGGAAUCAAAUCCGGUGUUCAAGCAGAAGGGUAUCUGCAGGAUAGCGUCGCUGAUGUGACGUUUGUCGGGCGGCAAUUCCAAAGAAAUCCUGCUUUGGUAUGGCAUUUUGCUGAUGAACUUGGUAUCAGAAUCCAUCUAGCAGUCCAAAUGUGGUGGCCUUUCUAUGGGAGAGCCCGUGGAUCCAUUCAGAAUUCCAAGAAAUAG
Molecule: messenger RNA, 1245 nt
Organism: Lentinula edodes (shiitake mushroom)
Lineage: Eukaryota; Fungi; Basidiomycota; Agaricomycetes; Agaricales; Omphalotaceae
Product: FMN-linked oxidoreductase
Exons: 5
Coding region: 1-1245 (414 amino acids)
Cellular component (GO): intracellular anatomical structure
Molecular function (GO): NADPH dehydrogenase activity; FMN binding; NADP binding
Source: RefSeq, a predicted model, not a curated record